This is a messenger RNA of Gastrolobium bilobum, 691 nucleotides long. RefSeq lists its product as uncharacterized. The coding region runs from base 174 to 539 and encodes 121 amino acids. Gene Ontology annotation, biological process: regulation of systemic acquired resistance. The record is from RefSeq and is a predicted model, not a curated record. NCBI's taxonomy places the organism in Eukaryota, Viridiplantae, Streptophyta, Magnoliopsida, Fabales, Fabaceae. The transcript has a single exon.
ACAACCUGUGACAUUUUCACGUUGAUUCCACUGCUCAACCAACAAGACAAGACAGACAAACACUCAUAGAGACACGCACUCUAUCUCUCACAACCAUAAUUUUUCUUUCUUCUUGCAAUUCUUGCUUGUGCGUCGUGCAGGAUAACUUUUUUUUCUUUCCGUUUCUGUUGGACAUGGAAAACAAGAAGAAGAGAGAGGUAACUGUUGGUGAUGACGGUGAGGUGGAAGAUGAAAUAAAGAUGGAGAAGUUUUACUCGCUGUUGCGAAGCUUCCGAGACGCACGUGAUCGACGCCGAAGGGAAUUGAAAGAGUUGGAGACAAUCGAGAGCAACAAGAAAAAGAUGAAAACCACCACCGCCUCAAAGCCCAAGUCAGAUACUUGUUUUGAAUGGCAGGACUUUACUACUGAGAUUCACUUCAGAAAACCCCCUUUGGUUUUUCCCAAUCCAGUUACAGUCGAAGACAACAACAACAAAGGUAAGACCAAGAGCGAACAACAACAACAACACGACUCUCUCGACCUCAAACUGGCUCUCUAGAUAGCGUAUCUUUUUUUUUUCUUUCUUAAUCAUGCAUGCUUUGCACCUCCACCAUCGUCUCCAUGGAGUCACGGACCUUCAAUUUUAGAUGAGUUUUGUUAAUUUGCUACUUACCUUAAUUAUUCCUAUGUUAACAUUGUAUAUAUAUAUAU